Neurospora tetrasperma FGSC 2508 is the source of this 1456-nucleotide messenger RNA. RefSeq lists its product as uncharacterized. The record is from RefSeq and is a predicted model, not a curated record. The transcript is spliced from 3 exons. The coding region runs from base 125 to 1108 and encodes 327 amino acids. NCBI's taxonomy places the organism in Eukaryota, Fungi, Ascomycota, Sordariomycetes, Sordariales, Sordariaceae.
ACUUGUGCAAUUGGCCCCGCAACAAGACACAUUCCUCACUGCUUGACCUGCGCCGCGACAGCUUCUCCCCUCUUCCCUCCCACCAUUUCCCACUCCGACCUCACUAUCGCCGCCACAGCCCAAGAUGUUCUCGCAGAUUGCGCUCACGACGGCGCGUCAGCUGCGCGCUGGCACCACGCUGGUCGUUCGUACUGCCGUGGCUGCGUCUACCAGCUCGACCACCCGCUCCGCUGCUCCCAGCUUCCUUCGCCGCAGCAGCGUUGUCUUUCAGCAGCGCGGUUACGCCCUAACUCGCUCCAAGAAAACCGCCGCCGAAUCGGACGAUACUGCUGCUACGGUCACCAAGACCAACAAGACUCGUCCCGCCGCCGCAAAGUCCAAGAAGUCGGCCGCUGAGGGCGCUACAGGAGCCGGCGCAAGGGCAAAGACGCCCAGAGCCAAGAAGGAGGCUGCGCCCAAGAAGCCCAAGAAGCCCAAGGCGCCCAAGAAGAAGGCACCGCUGACGGACGAGCAGAAGAAGAAGCUCAGGAUCAGACUGUUGAAGCAGCGGGCGCUGUUCAAAGAAGAUCCCAAAACCCACCGAGUUCCUGCUUGGUCCGCGUACAUAAGUGAGCACAUGAAGGACGUCUUGAAAGAAGGCGAUGAUAUCGCGACGCGGAGAGGGUACUUUAAAACGUUGGCUGCACAGUGGAAGGAGCUGUCGGACGCUGAGAAAGCCCGCUACCAAGCUAAGGCCGACAAGGCUCACCAGGAUGGCGUGGCUACGCGGGCAGCGUGGGUGCUCACCAAGACACCCAUGGAGAUCGAGGACGCCAAUUAUGCCCGUCAUGCGCUGAAGCGCCUCGGUGUCACUUCGGUCGUCCAUCCUAUCCCCGAUGACCGGCGCCCAAAGCGCCUAAGGAGUGCCUUUUUGUUCUUUUGCAUGUCACGCCAAAAGGACGACAUGUAUGCUGGUAAGCCCCUACCGGAAAUAGCGAAGGCUUUGGCCGAGGAGUGGAAGUCCAUGGACGAUGCGGCAAAACAGCCUUACGUCGACAACGCUGCAGUCGAUAAGGAGAGAUACCUCAGUGAGAGGGCUGCUGCCGCCGCCGCUCAUGCUACCGCUUGAGCGUGGUUAUCACGCCCCUCGACGCCUCUUUUCCGAUUCGGUUCAUGUGAAUUUAUAUGGGCUCCGAGUGACCUCCAUGAGCUUCAUUCGUCACACAAUUAGCCGGGUUCGUUGCCGAUGGUCCGUCGCACUCUGUUGCUCGAGUGGCACCGAAAUGUAUUUGUAAGGUUGUUGGGGAAGCGAGGCGAAUUAUCGGAUAAUCUUUAUGGAUCAAUAAAGGAACGAAUGUGGGUGUUCAACUAGGAACCCGAAUAAGGACGGGACCAGAAGUACACUGCAUCGCAAAACCUCAAGUUCAUGUACACGAAGAGUAGUCAUGGGCCAAAUUCAAGUUUGGUUGCUUCCCAA